AUGGACGAGAGCCAUCAAGAUACGAAUCUGCAGCUGGAUGCCAUCACAGGCAAAUUAGCCACCCUGCUGGACCAACUCGCAGAGCGACGCGAGAAAUGCACCACAAGGGCGGAAAAGAAACACCUCGAUCGACUCCGAAGAGACGCCAAGAAGCAAGUAUCGGCAAUGAUCAAGCUUCAACAAUCAGUCGACCAUGCCAACGCCAUCAUUGCAAAGUCCUCGCAAGCCUUAGAGAAGCCUCAAGCAGACAAGAGACCACCACGCCAGAGCGAAGCUUCUGAGGUGAACAGCAUGCUCUUCCGAGCCGUCGCAGGGCCAUUUCAGAACCAACAUCGCCUUCGUCUUGUUCGACAACGUCGGAGUCCCGAGCUGAGCCAAUUCUUGAAGCCGUGGAAACCGUCAAAGUCUGCCACUACAGCAAGUAUGACCAAACGAAAGCCCGGCCCGACCACCACGCUGAAGCAAUCGGCGAGCACGAAUUCGGACGACAGCGGCAGGAUCGAUGUCCAGUCUGCACGUCCAGCGACCGAAGCACCUCCAGAGAUCGAAGCACGUCCAGAGUCCGACGCACGUCUAGAGAUUGAAGUACGUCCAGAAACCGAAGCACAUCCAGAGACCGAAGUAUGUCCAGCAGCCGGUAUCAGUCAAGAGGGCAACACCCCAAACCUAGCGCCAUCCCAAGAAGUAUCAACUUCAAAAUUAAAUUCAGAUUCAGAUGCGGACUCGGACUCGGACUCGGAUCAGGAUCCACAGUCGGGCUCCGCCCUGUCCUUGUGCUCGUCGUCGUCGUCGUCUCUAGACUUCCCUUCCCAAGAUCAAGACGGGAGCGCCGACCACUCGACACAGCCUCCUCCCUUACCUCGCAAAUCUUCGCGCCGAAUUUCGCGCAUCCCGCGGGUACCUUCGUCCAGCCAGAUGCCUCCACUGCCGCCACUACCGUUGGCGCCCUUGCCACUCAUGCCGAGGGCGGUGCCCAAGUCUUCGUCCUCGUCUCCAUCAUCCUCCUCCGCAGCGAGCACAACCGACAAACUCGCCGAGGAUUUGCUGUCCAGUCUGGAGAAGCGCUAUAGUCUGACCAUGACCAGGACGGUGUCGACCACAUCAUCGAUACCGUCGACUCUAUGA
Molecule: messenger RNA, 1125 nt
Organism: Cladophialophora carrionii CBS 160.54
Lineage: Eukaryota; Fungi; Ascomycota; Eurotiomycetes; Chaetothyriales; Herpotrichiellaceae
Exons: 1
Coding region: 1-1125 (374 amino acids)
Source: RefSeq, a predicted model, not a curated record